AUGUGCAAGUCGGAGGGGACGCUUGCAAUGAAGGAGGAGGACGCCCCUAAGGAACUUUCGCCAAGCUCUCACUCAUCCUUUGAUUGUGCCUUUCAGCCCGAUCGACUGCUCCGAAUUCACAACUCCUGUAUCUUUCUGAUCUCUCUCUCUCUGCUCUCUCAAGCUCUCAAACUCUCUCUCUCAAACUCUCAAGCUCUCUCUCUCAAACUCUCUCUCUCUCUCUCAAGCUCUCAAACUCUCUCUCUCUCUCUCUCAAACUCUCUCAAGCUCUCAAACUCUCUAACUCUCUCAAGCUCUCUCUCUCUCUCAAGCUCUCUCUCUCUCUCUCUCUCUCUCUCUCUCUCUCUGUAG
Messenger RNA from Monosiga brevicollis MX1, 351 nucleotides. RefSeq lists its product as uncharacterized. The transcript has 2 exons. The record is from RefSeq and is a predicted model, not a curated record. NCBI's taxonomy places the organism in Eukaryota, Choanoflagellata, Craspedida, Salpingoecidae. Bases 1 to 351 code for a protein of 116 amino acids.